Molecule: messenger RNA, 864 nt
Organism: Microthlaspi erraticum
Lineage: Eukaryota; Viridiplantae; Streptophyta; Magnoliopsida; Brassicales; Brassicaceae
Source: the annotation of a GenBank genome assembly
AUGGCGGCUACAUUGCAGAGAUUAUUGUCAGCUUCUGCUGGCGUCUUCUUGAACAAGCGCGUGAUUCAGCGUUUGCCUAGCUUUCUCUCUAGUUGCCGAAAUUUAUGCGUUAGCUCAGAUCAUUUAAUUGGAUCCGAGAGUGUUAAUGUUUCUCCAAAUAACGAGUUUCUUAGAUGGAAAAACGGAGGAGGGACAUACCAUAGCUCAGCGGUAAUCGAUUCCUCGGCUCUGGUUGAGUUUGGAGCAGUAGUUCACGAAAGAGCUAUCUUGGGUGCUGAGGUUCAAAUAGGAUCUAACACGGUUGUUGGACCGUCGGUCAAAAUCGGUCCUUGUACAAAGAUCGGAUAUAAUGUUUCAGUCAGUAACUGUAGUAUUGGUGAUUUAUGUGUCAUCCAUAAUGGAGUUUGCAUUGGUCAAGAUGGAUUCGGGUUUUACGUAGAUGACCAAGGAAACAUGGUGAAGAAGCCUCAAGCUUUAGAUGUGAAGAUAGGGAGUCGUGUGGAAAUCGGAGCAAAUACAUGCAUUGAUGGGGGCAGCUGGAGAGAUACUGCGAUUGGGGAUGAUACUAAGAUAGACAAUUUAGUUCAGAUAGGUCAUAAUGUGGUUAUUGGCAAGUCUUGCCUGCUCUGUGGCCAAGUAGGCAUAGCUGGAUCAGCAGAGAUUGGUGACUAUGUAGCUUUAGGAGGACGUGUUGCUGUUCGAGACCAUGUCUCCAUUGUAUCCAAGGUUCGACUUGCUGCUAACAGUUGUGUUACCAGAAACAUCACCGAACCAGGAGAUUUUGGUGGUUUUCCCGCUGUCCCAAUUCAUCAAUGGAGAAGACAGAUUGCUGAAGCUCAGCUUUCGAGCAAGAGGAAACCAUAA